This is a messenger RNA of Coregonus sp. 'balchen', 1076 nucleotides long. The record is from the annotation of a GenBank genome assembly. Lineage: Eukaryota; Metazoa; Chordata; Actinopteri; Salmoniformes; Salmonidae.
AGUGUCUACGGGAAAUAGUUAAAGUCUUGUAGCUCAAGAUUACGUUAACGGUGCCUCGAGGAUUUGCAGAUCAAUUGCGUUUGUUAUACCUAGGUCUCUAGAAAUACAAGUCAACCAUUGUUACUUAUAAUUACAGUCGGAUACAUGUAGCCAGCCAGCCAGAGAUUAGUGCGAUACAAGCGCAAAGGGGUCGAUUGACUGCGUGAUUAUGAUGAGUGCAACAGCCAUUUGUACUUAUUAGCACAAUAUUUUACGAGUGGUUUAGAGUGAUAAAAUACCGAGCACCUGGUUCUAACAUAUUCACGUUGAGUGAAGAUGACAUUACAAGUGGGUUGCCUAUCAUUCAGGCAGCCGUACGCGGGAUUUGUACUGGAUGGUGUAAAAAGUAUUGAGACACGUUGGCGCCCCCUGUUGUCCGCAAUGGAAAACUGCACUCUAGCUAUCCAUAUUGCGCAGAAGGACUGGGAAGGCGACCAGUGGAGAGACAUGCUCACCAAUACACUGGGAAUGAGCCAAAUGCAAAUGGAGGAGCUUCUGGCUUCAGGAGACAGAUUCGGCCGUGGAGUCGUGGCAGGUAAAACAGUACUUUUGAAUUACUUAGCCAGUGGGGAGGGAGGACAUAAACACAGCACAUCUCAUGCUUGAUUUAAACUAGAUUUGAUGAAUCUCCAACCCCCUGUCAUUUCCUUGUUUCAGGCUUGGUGGAGGUGGGGGAGACUUGGUGCUGCUCUGACAGUGUGCCAGAGGAGAAUCUGAGGGAGCUGGAGAAGGCAGCAGUGCUCACUGGGCUCACAGAGAAACACCUCACACAGCUGUCAAACCCACGCUGGCUCAAGGAACCCCUUUAUGCCAGAGGGCACAAAGACAUUUGGACAGUGGACAUCCCAGUACAAUUACUGCCAUCUGCGUAGAGUUGUUGUAAAAUAAUGUAUACUCAUUUUGUACUGACAGGAUCAUUGUUCAAAUUAGGGACGUUUCUAGAGAUGACACACAAGCUUUAAGGUGCAAUAAAUUACCAAUGGACUGAAGCAUUGUGAAUGUGAUUGUAUAUACUGCAUGUCUAAAACUCUUAUAUU